Entamoeba invadens IP1 is the source of this 1980-nucleotide messenger RNA. RefSeq lists its product as hypothetical. The transcript is spliced from 3 exons. Gene Ontology annotation, cellular component: plasma membrane. Gene Ontology annotation, biological process: positive regulation of GTPase activity; Ras protein signal transduction. Gene Ontology annotation, molecular function: guanyl-nucleotide exchange factor activity. The record is from RefSeq and is a predicted model, not a curated record. Lineage: Eukaryota; Evosea; Mastigamoebida; Endamoebidae. Bases 1 to 1980 code for a protein of 659 amino acids.
AUGAGUAUCCAAAUAAAUUCUCCACAACGUUCAAACUCUAUAGGCCAAGAUGGGACCAUGCCCACACUUUCUCCGCUCUAUAAAAAGCGUCAGAGGACCAUUUCCCAGUCGAAAGGGUCUCCAGACAAAAUCAAAAAUUCGCCCGACUUAUUCUUAGAAACAGACACAACAGAACAACAACCAACACCAAAACGAAGAAACACAAUCAAAAAAUUGACUGACAUGAUAAAAACAUCAACUAAUUUUAGAACACGAGUCGACAUCGAAUCAGUGGGGUUAACAGACUGUAUACCCACCCAUGUGCUCGAUUUGGCACAUGAAGUCGUCGAAGAAAAAUUCAUCAAUGAAAGUGUCAUGGAAAAUGAUGUCGACGUCCUAAUGAAGGAAAUCAUCCCGUCCUCCGACGCGUGGAAACAGUCGAAGAGUGAAAAAGAGAUGUCGACCAAAUUUGGGAAACUGCUUUUGAAAUGCUUCACACACUCAAUUUAUAUCUUCGAGGACGAGACACGGUGCGGGAGAGUUAAAAUACCAUACACAGAGUCGGACGUUGUCGAGUGCAGAAUUUGUGUCCACGCAAUGGAAGUCACACACUGCGAGUUACUCCGAUGCUUUGUUAAAUAUCUUAAAAGGCUGCGAGAUGCAAAUGAAAAUUUCAUGCAGAUGAUAUGUCGAGUGAUGGUUUGUGGUGGGUUUGUGAGGACAAUGUCUAUCGACUUGUUACUUCGAAUUGGGUGUUUCUUAGAUUUGUGUAAGAAUAAGGAACAAGACGUUUUUGAUCUCCAAUCAAGAGAACCAUUUUAUAUUGUAAGUGGAAGAACGUUGGUCAUCACACAUUGUAGCAACGAAGUCAUGUUACAAAUAGUGUUUAGUCGUAUCAAUCAGUUUGGACAGUUCUUAGAGGAUUACAUCCAGUUCACUCCUUACAUUGCAGACUUCCCAACUACUUUUGAAAGUUUUGUGAAGGUACUGGACCAACUGGAAAAGGACUCGAAAGACAUGAGAGUGACGAAAGAGUGGAUUGCGUUUGGAGUGAACCGAUACGAAAAGAUGAUCAUGACUUGGCUUGAUAUCAUGGGCAACGCAAUACGAGAGCAAUGCGCCUAUUUGUUUGAAAGAGUCAAAGCCGUGUUAGUUCGAAGCACUUUAAUGACGCAGAAGUUCAAAGGCGAGUUGACGGAGACACUAAAGAAAUACGCAGAGCCAAGAACAAGUUUAUCGAAAAUGAGUCCUUACACUAACAAACACGUCGAAUCACUUUUUGACCAGAAGCGCGCAAGUAUAGUGAGAUCCCGAAUCACUCUUAAGAACGUCGAAGAGAUCAAUCGGAUCAUAUCGACCGUCAAAAAGGCGUUUUUCGAUAUGGAUAAGAAAGUCUUUGCGCAACAGGUGAUUCUAUUUGACCAGACUGGGUUAUGUCAAGUCAUGAAGUAUGACAUGUAUCUUCGGAAUGAAGAAGGGAGUCUCGAACGGUAUAUCAAAGGGCUUCGGUGUUUUGAAGAUAUCAUGGUCGACAUCUUAUGUUCCGAACCAAAGAAAGAAGACGUAGAAAAGGCGAUUAAAGUCGCCAAAGAGUGUUACGACGAAAACGACUUUAAUAUCGCGUUUAUCAUCUAUUCAGUCUUGUCUCGUUCAUCAACAACAUGUGCUGCUAUAUGGGAAAAAGUCGACAAGAAAUACAUUCAAAUAUACGAGAAACUCCAAGACACGUUUUCAAUAAGUAAGAACCAUAAUAACUACAGAGUUUUAUUUGAGAUGCGCCCAUUCCCGAAAAUACCAAUUUUGUCGCUUUGGAUGCACGACGUUGUCAACAUCAAUGAGAUGGACACGUUCAUUCUCCCCGACAAAAAAUACUUGAACUUGGCCAAAAUCAGAAGUCUCUCUGAAUUCUUGAAAUUGAUUAACACCGCACAACUGAAUAAAUACGAGUACGUCCACAAUGACGAAGUCAUCGACUCUUUAAUGCGGCUGUUGAGAAUGUGA